AUGGCAGAAGGAGACCAAAAGCAACGAGAGAUAAAAAAUGCACCUAGCUUUUUAAGAGCAAACAUCUGGGAACAUUUUGGCUUUUAUGAACAAAGUGGGAAGCACGAAUUGGACAAGUCAUACGCUGUGUGUAAAAUCUGUCACACAAAAAUUAAAUAUCUAGGGAAUACUACUAAUCUGAGAAACCACGUUAGCCGUUUCCACUCUGAAAUACUUAAACCUGCCACCACCACCACCAAGGCAUUGGACCCAGAGCAGCCAAAAAUUGAUGCAAUGUUACAGUCAACCUUGCCGCCUAACUCUGAAAAGGUGAAGAGAAUAACAAAAGCUGUGGCAACUUUCAUAGCGAAGGACCUGCGCCCUUACUCUGUUGUGGAAAACACUGGGUUUCGGUACCUUUUGAAGACGAUAGAGCCGCGUUACAAAAUCCCGUCACGAAGUUACUUCACAGAAAACGUCAUACCUGCACUCUACCACGAAACCAAAGCUCAGAUAAUUGCAUCAAUGAGCCAAGCAACUCGAGUCGCAAUAACGUGUGAUUCCUGGACUUCUGUCACGACAGAGUCUUAUGUUACAAUAACAGCACAUUACAUUAGUAAGGACUGGCAGAUUUUGUCGCAUGUACUGCAAACAAGAGCCAUUUAUGAAUCUCACACGGGUGCUCAUCUGGCAGAGCUACUGUCUCAUGUUGUGGAAGAAUGGCAGCUGUCCGAUAAAUCUGUAGUGCUUGUGACCGACAACGCGUCAAACAUGAUAGUUGCAGCUCAAGUUGGAAAAUUCCCUCAUGUGAAAUGCUUCGCCCACACACUGAAUCUUGCAUCCCAGCGAGCGUUGAAAGUGGCCACACUCUCUAGGCUUCUUGGCAGAGUGCGACGGAUAUCCACAUUCUUUCACCGCAGCACUAGAGCAAGCCACUGUCUAAAAGAGAAACAGAAAUGUCUUGGCUUGAAGAAUCAUAAGCUGAUAACUGAUGUGGCAACAAGAUGGAACAGUGCAUACGACAUGGUCGAGAGGUUCUUGGAACAACAACCUGCAGUCUGUGCCACCUUGCUGUCUCCAGAAGUCAGAAGAGGAGAGUCCGAUCUCUGCACUCUAAACGAAACAGAUGUGUCAAAUGCAGAGGACGCCGUGAGUGCAUUAAAGCCAAUGAAGGAUGCAACCAUGCUGAUGUCAGAAGAGCGCAAUCCAACAGUUUCUCUCAUUGCCCCUAUAAAUGCACAACUUCUCCAGAGCAUGACAGACACGAUGGGAGACACACCCAUGAUCCAUGAGAUCAAGAAUUCUAUUAGAACAGAUCUCCAGAAGAGGUACAGCAGUGAGGCCGAGAAGAAGAUCCUUCAUACAGCCUCUGCACUGGAUCCUCGCUUUAAGGGACUGCCUUUCAUCCUCACAGAUGAAGAAAGAUUGGAGAUAUUUAAAGGAGUCACUGAGGAAGCUGCAUCCUUGGAGAUUACAUCAGAUGAGAGUGAGAGGACACAAGAGGAUCAUCAAGUGCCUAGAAGAAAACGAACUCUGGAAGAAGAGGACAGUUCACCCAUCGAAGACAACCAUUCUCCAUCUCCACCAUCUCCUCCCAAAAAGGCCAGAUCGCUGCUCGUGAGUUUGCUGGGACAGUCUUUCACUGACACUGAAGGUACAAUAGAACCCAAAAAGACCCCCUAUGCCAAGGCUGAAGAGGAAAUGGAAAACUAUUGUAAAGCCCCACCUCUGCCUCUCACUGAGGACCCUUUGAACUGGUGGCGUGAGCAUGAGGUCAUAUUUCCCCUCCUUUCUCGGCUGUCAAAGCAAUACUUGUGUAUCCCAGGUACAAGCGUGUCUGCAGAGCGGGUUUUCUCCACUGCAGGAGAUGUGGUAACUGCAAAAAGAAGCGCCCUCAAACCAGACCAUGUAGAUCAAUUGGUGUUCUUACAGAAAAAUCUACAUGUUCCCAAAUGCUGAGCAGUGUUUUUAAUUUUAUAGAUUUUGUUUAUAGCAUUGUCUCUGCCACUGAAAUUUUUUAUUUCUCUGUCUCCCCU
Molecule: messenger RNA, 2015 nt
Organism: Rana temporaria (common frog)
Lineage: Eukaryota; Metazoa; Chordata; Amphibia; Anura; Ranidae
Product: E3 SUMO-protein ligase ZBED1-like
Exons: 2
Coding region: 1-1938 (645 amino acids)
Molecular function (GO): DNA binding; protein dimerization activity
Source: RefSeq, a predicted model, not a curated record